Molecule: messenger RNA, 8662 nt
Organism: Megalobrama amblycephala (Wuchang bream)
Lineage: Eukaryota; Metazoa; Chordata; Actinopteri; Cypriniformes; Xenocyprididae
Gene: prrc2a
Product: proline-rich coiled-coil 2A
Exons: 17
Coding region: 333-6146 (1937 amino acids)
Biological process (GO): cell differentiation
Source: RefSeq, a predicted model, not a curated record
CAUCCGCCCCUCUCUGCGCUACCAUCCUCAGAAGCCGUUGACGGCUCUAAUAGUGACGGAUCGACCCCCCGCAAUAUUAUUUUAUUUUUCCUUUUUCAUUUGUUUUGUGGAAAAAAGAAAAAGGAGUACAAGUAAGCCUCACUGCACACAUCCGUCCUCAGCAACCCCCCUCAGAUCUCUUCAACUCAUAAUCUUGUUUUGAGCUUUUGUAAGAGGUUGUGCUAACGAUAGCUAGUGCACGAUUAUUGCUAAUAACUCCACGAUACAACCUCGAGACAAGUCGGGACAAGACCAGUCUCAGGACUCACCAUACUCAAUGAGCGUACAGCGCAAUGUCAGAGCGCUCUGGGCAAACGGCAAAGGGGAAGGAUGGCAAAACCAAGUAUGCGUCUCUCAACCUGUUUGAUACCUACAAAGGAAAGAGCCUUGAAGCACAGAAGCCAGUUGUUGCCCCUCGUCAUGGCUUACAGUCUCUUGGUAAAGUUGCCUCUGCACGGCGCAUGCCCCCCCCUGCCAACUUGCCUAGUUUGAAGGCGGAGAACAAAGGUAACGACCCCAACGUCUCGCUCGUUCCCAAAGACGGCACAGGAUGGGCAAGCAAGCAGGAACAAGCAGACCCAAAGAGUACCGAUGUAUUGUCAACAGCGCAGCCGGAGUCGCAGCAGCCUGUGGCCUCACAGAUGUCUGUGCCGAGCGUGCCGAGAACACCUCCAGCUCAAGAGGCCCCUACUCAAGCUCUAGCCGUAGGACCAAGGUCCUGGGCACCGGCCAGUGUUACACAUGGAGUACAAGGAGAUGGUGGAAAGGGAUCAAACCAACCGUCGCCAUUCUCUCGCGAGGAAUUUCCCACCCUGCAGGCGGCUGGAGACCAGGACAGAGCUGGCAAAGAACAGGCCACUGCAGAUCAGUGGUAUGGGCCAGGACCAAGCCUCCGCCCCCAGAACGUUACGAGUUGGCGGGAUGGUGGGGGCCGGGCAUUGGCACCCACCCUGGCUGGGGAGGCAGUUGCGGAGGGCGGUGCUGGGGGAAACAUGGUGAUGGAGGGUGCUGCUGGGGCCCCUCCCAUCCCACAGCAGAAUGCAUCCUCUCAUGGGCCGCCUAGAGCUCCCUCAACCAGCAACCCCGCGCUUCCCCUCCCCCAGCCACCUAUUGGCCCGCAGUUCCAGGCUUACAGAGGGAUCAUGCCUCCCUUCAUGUAUCCACCAUACUUGCCCUUUCCACCCUAUGGUCCACAGGGACCUUACAGGUACCCACCCCCAAAUGAGGCCCCUAGGUUUUCUCGUUCCCAGGGUGGAGUAGGGCCAGAUGGGCGGCCACCUGGAGGCCCCCGGGGUGAAGUGGUAAAACGUCCAUCCAUCCUCAAACAGGAUGACCUGAAGGAGCUGGAUGAGCUGGACCAUGAUGGAGAUGAGGGCUGGGCUGGAGCACAGGAGGAAAUUGACUACUCCGCAAAGUUGAAGUUCAGCGAUGAUGAAGGAGAGGAUGAUGGGGAAGAAGAACGGACUGAAAACAAAAAUGGAACCCGAGAGUCAAGGGAGCAGCAGAGAUCCCAAGAUGGACCUGCACCUGUUUCACGUUCCCGGGCAUCCGACAGUGGAGGGGAUUCGCGCCGCACCCCUCCUUCCAGUGCUGAAGAUGGCUCCGCAUCCCCCUCCAGCAAGCCAGGCUGGGCCGAGGAGAGUGGAAGCAGCUGGAGCAGCCAAGCAAAUGCAGGACCUUAUCAGGGGCGUAGGCCUGGAUUAGGUGGCCCAAGGGAGCAGCCCUCCCCCCCACCAGGUCCACUUCUUGGACAAGGGCCCAACUCCUACUACCGCCAGGACCGGCCAUUGAACCAGUCGCCAAUUUCCGGCCCCAUCCUGGCCCCCCAGAAGCCCAGUGGUGCCCAGGCACAGCAGCAGGCGGGGCCAUUGCCUGGUGGGCCGACCCCUCCUCCCUCCGGCACCCUGCACCCCCAGCAACAGGGUGAGGAUGAGGAUGAGACAUGGCGGCAACGAAGGAAGCAGUCGUCAACAGAGAUCUCCGCUGCAGUAGAGCGUGCUCGUCGUCGACGUGAAGAGGAGGAACGGAGGAUGCAGGAGGAGCGCCGUGCUGCCUGUGCAGAGAAGCUCAAAAGACUUGAUGAAAAACAACAGCAGCAACAGACUAUGAAACCCAGCAGCCCCAGUGAUGCUCCAGCCAACAGCCCUAGUCCUUCCUUAUCCGCAUCUGCCUCAUCUCCUAAUAUCAGUCAGCCACCGUCACCCUGUGUGGACAUUGAAGAACCUCCUCUAUCACCCGCUCAUGGGAGCAGUGCAACAUUAGGGUUGAAUAUUAAUAACAGACAGAGGGCUGGCAGCAACAGCAGCCAUGACUCCAACACUGAGUCCCAGCAGGCUCUGCAGCCUCAAGCUAUCCAGCAUCCACAAUCCUUGGAUGUCCCAGUGCCUGGAGAUGCCAAGGAGGAACCUGUGGUGGGCGUGCCACACAUCCGUGGCACUAGAGGUGGAGAUGACUCCGUGAAGUUGGUUGAAAGUGUUGGUGGAACAGGACGGCAGGGAAGUGGUCCACCUGGGCAGGGGUUUUCCAAGUAUCAAAAAUCGCUUCCUCCUCGUUUUCAGAGGCAACAACAGGAGCAACUUCUCAAACAGCAGCAGCAGCAGCAGCAGCAGCAUCAGUGGCAGCAGCAGCAACAUAACCAGGUUGCCCAAAAUCAGCUCCAAUCCCAGCCUCAGAAUCAGCAGGGCCCCUCUCCAGGUACCACACCACAGUCUGGGCUUAAACAGCCAACCCUUUACCCCUCUGGCUCAAUGGGACGCCCUCCACCUCUGCCUAUGAACUUUGAUCCCCGCUGGAUGAUAAUGCCCUACAUGGACCCCCGAAUAAUGCAGGGACGUCCCCCACCCAUGGACUACUACCCUCCCAGCAUGCAUCCUUCUGGGUUGAUAAGUCGAGAACGUUCUGAUUCAGGUGGCUCUGGGUCAGAUCCGUUUGAUAGACAGCAGCAUGGUGGACCCCCUCAUCCUCAUCGUGGCACACCUCCCAUGGAUCCCAAACUGGCUUGGGGACCAGAUGUUUUUCCAGGGGGUACUGAGGGUCGAGGUCUAACCUCCCCCUUACGGCAGAAAACUGUCGAGGAAGAGGAGGCUGGCAAAGGUCAAAGAAGUGACACUCCUCCAGUGCGUUUGCGAGAGGGAGGUACGGCUCCCAUUCAGCCGCCUGGUGUGGCUCCUAGCUCUCCAUCUGGCUCAUCCAACCAAACACCACCACCUCUGGGGAUUCAAGUUGGGGGCCAGGGUGGUAGCCACCAUGCCCAUCAUCAGCCCUUUAUGGGUGGGCGAGGAGGUUACAGUAGCUACCCUGACAAUGGUUCCAGAAUGGGCCCCCACCUGCAGCAAAGGGCCAGCAGUGGAGGGACACUGCAUGGUUUUGGACAUCAAGAGAGUAGUCAACAGAGCCAAAUCUGGGGGACUCCUCAUCCCCAUUAUGACCGUAAUGGGCGUUCUGAUCACUCUGCCUUGGAGGCCAAUUCGCAUCUCCAACACCAUGGUCCUCCCACUCACCCUCCUCAUUUCACUCUUCAUCCUCAUAAGCAAGAGAAUGGCAGGGAGCGAGAAAAAGGGGGGGAGCCAAAAAAGAGUGACCCUUCACCUCAUCUCCAUCAGCCGUCCCUCUCCUCUUCCUGUUCAUCGUCAUCAUCAUCAUCUUCGUCAGCUAGAGAAGAUGGCAGUGGAAAACAGUCCCUACAUAAUCAAGUCACACCACAGCAUGAGCAUGAUACUGGAUCCACUCAUGCUUCAGGAAGGAAACAAGAGAAGAUGGGAAAUGCACAUAAUCAGCCCCCACAGCAUUCUGUGCAGCAGCAUCACCCUAAAGCCAACCCUCGCAGUCGGGAGCACAAAACUGAGACGCACUGGGGCCCGAGGCCUGGUAGCAGUAGCAUGAGCGGGGGCUCAACCCAUAACAGAAAGGCAGGCUCUGGAAUGAGUGGAAAUACUGAAGAAUCUGCUAAUCAGGGGUCUGAGAACAAAUGCUUUACUCAAUCAGAUGGCAUCACAGUCAAGCGGGCAGGUCCUAUUAAGAGACCAGUGCUUAAAGAGAUGAAAAGAGAGGGUGGUGAAGGAGGAGGAGAAAAGACCACUGGAGGCUCUGGUAAAGAUAAAGAACAAGAUGCUAGCCAGACCACAACCAAACAAGAGCCAGCCUCUGGGGCUCAAGUGUCCUCAGCACCCAGUGGGAAAGAUGAUGCAGUCUCAUCGAAUAAACCCAGAACUGGUGGAAAGGAGCGAGGUAACACUGGGGGUACAGGUAAAGGAUCCAAAAAUGGAGAAAGCUCCAUUCAGAAUUCUGGCUAUUCAGCUUCUCAGUCCAGGAGGGAAAGAGAGCUUUCUUCUGAAAGAGGAAGCACAACUUACCAUGCAUCCUCAUCCAGAGGUAGCCGAUCCAACCGUGGCCGAGGAGAGUUCUUCGGCCGAGGCCGAGGCUAUAGGGGUACUUACACUGGCAGUGCAGGUGGUGGUAGCCGUGGGAAAGCAGGUGGCAGGAGCAGCAAGGACUAUAGGUCAGCUGCCAACAGUGGCUACCACCAUGCACCUUCUAAUCAAGACUACAAGCGGGAGGCCUCAUCUGGCAGUGGUAGGCAUGGACAUGGGGGCUCUCAGCCAAAUCCGGGACGUGCUAGGAAUCGAAGUGAAACUCGAAGUGAAGGGUCUGAAUAUGAAGAGGUGCCAAAGAGGAGGAGACAACGGGGAUCUGAAACAGGCAGCGAGAGUGCUGGCAGUGACCUUGCUCACUCUGACAAGGAAGACCGCAAGCUGAACACCAAGACUGGCACUGGAGGAGAGAACCCUACAACAGGCCCUUCAUCAUCUUCAGCUCCGAUCAGGAACUCCCAGACAAGAGUGUUCACUCCAAGGGGAGUGCCAUCAAGACGUGGCAGGGGUGGAGGUGGUGCUGGAGGGGGUCUCCAUAGAAGUGGAGGUACUGCUGGAGUGUCUGGUGGACAUAGAUCUGGACCUGGCUCUGCUUCUCAUGGCUGGUCUGCAAAAUCUGCUACUGUGCGAAAGCAACAGACAUCCUCACAGCCAUCCCCUCCUAAAGAUUCAGGCCGUGGAAUGAAUGGUGACAAGAAGAAAGCUGCAGACCUGAAUCAGUCUCAGAGUCAAAGUACAAAUUCCUCCACACCUAAUCCCUCUGUGCCCACAGCUAUCCAACAGGGGUCCACUGAGAAUGGAAGUGUUGGAGCCCCUCUGCCCUCAAGUAAUGUUCCUUUAAAUUCCACUGGCGCUCCUACCCAGACUCUUCCUCUGUCUACCCCCGAUGGACGAAGUUUCCCUAACAGGGGAUUUGAGCGGCCUCCUCGUCGUAGGCGCCACGGACGAUCCCAGCAUCAGCAGGACAAGCCUCCCAGGUUCCGCAGACUUAAGCAAGAGCGAGAGAAUGCAGCCCGUAUAAAUGGAAGCAGUGGAAUUGAAGUUGUAGCUGGACAACAGCAGCACACUGCUUCACCAUUGCAGAAUUCCCUGCAAGAAACCAACAGCACUCCCAGUGCCUCGGUCCCAGCUGUUGCAAAUGCAAACCACACUGUAUCCGCAACUUCUAACAAUAAUAAUAAUAGCAGCAACCUUGGGGGUGGAAACCAAAAUUUCAAUAGUCACCACCACCAUCACUACCAGGGCAACUCCCAGUCACACCCUCAGCACCAUCACAACCAUAACCCAGCUGGGGGUGCCAAAUCUCCCGAUGUCUCUAACCAGAACUCUGACCAGGCCAAUGAGGAAUGGGAAACUGCCUCAGAAAGCAGUGAUUUCACAGAGUUUCGAGAAAGAGAGGGUGGAGGAGGUGGUAAAUCCUAUUCUUCGCAUCAUCAUCAUCACCACCAUCACCAUCCAUCAGGAAGAGGUGGUGGAGGUGGUGGUGGUGGCGGCGGCGGCGGUGGUGGUGAGAGAGAGAUGACGGCUAAAGAAUUGGCCACUAGCAAGAGAAGCUUCUCCAGUCAGCGCCCUGGAAUGGAGAGGCAAAACAGAAGGGUGAACACCGGUGGUGGUGGUGGAGGAAGAGGCCCCAGGGGUCCGCCCGGUGCUGGCGGGGCAGUGGGUGGAGCUGGUGCUGGUGGGGGCAAUCGUGGUGAGAGGCGUGGCAACUGGCCCUCUCCUAAGAACAGGAAGUGAUGCUUUUUUGGGGGGGGGGGGAUGUUUAAAAUGCAUCUCUCUAUCUUUGGCCACUCUUUUAUGUAAAACCUCUUCCCCCUUAACAUGUUAACAGUUUAUUAUUGUAAAAGAUUAGUUACCAAGACCAUGUACACAUUCUAGAUAUUUUUGGUUUAUAGCUUUUUGUCCCUUAAUUGGAAAUUCACACUCUGUGUCCUUUCACACUCCCACAGAUCCUAAACUACUCUCGAAAUUUUACAUACUACACCCCAUUUUAAGUAUUUCCUGACUGAAAAUGUAUUCAACCACAUGACCCAUUUAUGUUUGCAUAUACAAGCACAAUAUUACAUCAACCUGACAAACAUGUGCUUAGUUUAUGUAUGCUGGGCACAUUUCAUAUAUUUAUGUAAGAACUGUGGCUUGAAGUAUAUAUGAAAGGCUAAGGUUGAUAUUAUGUACUUGUGUAUUCACAUCACAUGUUGGAUUUUGGAAGUUGCUCUUUUAAUGAGAACAAAUGUAUCAUAGAUUUCUUUUUCCCCUUUUUGUGUUUUGAAUUUCUCUGUUAAUUUUCCAUUUCAACCUCUCUUUAAAGGUGAGGAUAUAUCUUUUUCUUCUGCAAAGCAGGUCAUUAAAAUGUAUUUUUAAAUAGAACCCCCUUCAUUUUUGGUUCAAUCUUGCAUACUACUAUGCUUGCCCCACUAAGUAUUACACCACAGCUCACUUUUUUUUUUUUUAAAGAAUAUCACUGACAUGCCCACUUUUUUCAGAACUACAUGGUGUAUUUUUCUUUGUUAAAGUCAUAGGUCUUCUCUGCUCAUUGCUUUGGGUUUUCAAAUAGUUUCAUUAGCGGUUUUGGCCUCGGCAUGGAAUUGUAGUCUAUUAGUGCACAUUAUACAUGUUUAUAUUGUUGGACAGUGAUCUUAAAUGAAGGUCCUUCAAAAGUUCCUCUUCAUGGAUCACAUUGUUUUAAGGCCGUUUCUGUUGUGAGCAAAUCAAAUGACUCUUAGCCUUAGUGUCAGAUCCUCAUUAAUUUAGAAAUUUUUUGUUGAGAACAUACAUUACAGAUUUUCUUUUGUCUUGCACUUAUGUUAAGCCAGUAAACUCCAAAACUCUCCUUUAGAUUAUAGAUAGUUUAUUGUUUUUGUCUUUCUUUCUCCAAAUUAUUAGCUGUAUAUUGGGCAUCUUAUUUGACUAGAUGUCAUACUGCAGUUCCAGGUUAUUGAACAUGAAAAGUAUUGUGCUAUUGUUAUAUUCACUUACCAGUGUAGAGGUCACGCUUUGACCUGCAUUGUAAAUGCCCUCUUUUUUUUCUUUUUUUUUUUUUCUUUCUUUUUUAAAAAGAAAAGAAACAUACACAAGCUCUUCCUCGUGUGUAUUCCCAAAGUCCCCCAAAACAUGUAUCAAACAUGAGCAAAUGUCUUGCUCACAUCCUCGGACUGAUCUUCAAUUUACCAGUCAUCUCAUUGAGACACAAGUCAAUGCCAAGGAGUCUGUGGCCCUUUUUUUGAGUAGUGUUACAAAAAAAAAGAAAAGAAAAAGACAUUGGUUCAAUGUGCAAUAUGCCUGACGUCAAACAAAACCUGCCCAUCCAGGGAGCCUGAGCCCAGGUUAACAAGAAACCACAAAUGCUUGACGUCUAAAUAGAAACGGAUCAAAGCAUUGUUCCCUCCUCGUUUUGACCAGCAUCUCUAUCCUAAUGGUGUAAGUUGGGGUUUGUUUGUUUUCUGGGAAUGCCUUGGUCUAAUGAAUAGCUUUGAAAUAAUAUGUAGGGCUUUUGAAUGAAAUGUAUGUGUGAGUAGGGCAUUUAAAAAGUGUGUGUGAAUUUAUAUCUGAUCUCUACAUGUAAUGUGCUUUUUUGAGGCUAGAACACUUUGUGAAAGGCGAACAUGAGUCCCAAUUGCCCACUUUUUCUGACACUAUUAGGAUGUUUAUUUUAUCUAGGAUAUUUUCAUUAUAUACAUUCAAGUGUGUGUAUAUGUUAAUCCAAAUGAAGUGCAGUGGAAAAAAAGUUAAAUCAAUAUAUAUAUAUUUUUCCUAUCUACUAAGGGAAAAUAACUAAAAUGGGUUUAUUUUACUUUUCUUGCAGACAUUUUACCAAGCAUGGUUUCGUCCUCAGAUGCAGCUUGGUCUGUAUUCGUUGGAAGCCAUUCUCUCAUAGGCUUUCAGUGCUGUUUAUCAUCCCUCUUAAACUUAAUCCAUUGAUGUGGUCACAUUAUAUGUACCAAUAUUUGAAUAAAAAUGAAUAGAAAUGUGUAUUCCUUGAAAUACUCAGAGAUUGUAUUAUACUUCUAACUAUACCAAGGUACCUGAAGUUGUUACUGCUGUCCUAGCAUCUAUGGCUUAUUAUUGGAACCUUGAUAUACACACAUGUAGGUAUAUUGGUAUGCAUCUGAGUUUGUCUGCCCCAACUUACAUUCCCACACACAGUUGUUGCCAUUUUUAAGUUCAAGGGAGCAAUGUACAAGCAGAGAAGUGUCUUAUUAUAAUAAAAAGUAUACAGAGAAAACGUUAAAUAAAAAUCUUUUGUUUUAAUGGAA